Messenger RNA from Plasmodium vinckei vinckei, 1848 nucleotides. Its product is annotated as conserved Plasmodium protein, unknown function. Bases 1 to 1848 code for a protein of 615 amino acids. The transcript has a single exon. The record is from RefSeq and is a predicted model, not a curated record. NCBI's taxonomy places the organism in Eukaryota, Apicomplexa, Aconoidasida, Haemosporida, Plasmodiidae.
AUGAUAAAUAUUUACCUAAUUUUAUUUUACCUUGUUUUCAUUUGCGCACAGAAUUCAUAUGCGAAAAAAAUAAAAAAAUAUGAAUACAUCAAUUUAUUAUCAAAUAAAGAUUAUAAAGAAAAACUGAAUAAUUUAAGAAAAAUAUAUAAUACAAAAGACAACAAUGUGGACUUAAAAAAUAAAUAUAUUUAUUCUUUUUAUGGAACCUCAGGAUAUAACAAAAAAAAACUUUUAGAAAGUUUAUUUAACAUUCCUGCUACCACAGAUACAUCAAAUGGUACUACUCCUUCGAAUACAAAUUUCAUAAAUUUAGGGCUUCAACAAAAGUUUGAUUUAUGGUUUGGACAUGAUAUAAAUAAUAAUUUUAAUGUUGUAUUAAAUUUGGAUUUAUUAGAAAAUCAAGAAAUAUUAGAUAAUGGCAAUAAAGUAAUAUAUAAUUAUGAAAGACUAAUAAAUUUUAUCCUUGAGACAACAAAUAGUAUUAUAAUACCUCUAUCGAAGGAUGACAUAAAAUUGGAAAAUUUAUUUGAAAAAAAUGAAACAUCACAAUAUAGAGGGGCAGGUAAUGAAGCAAAACUGCAAAGCGAUAAAUGGGAAGGAAUACAAAAUGAAAAUAAAAAUUUUAAUAACACCUAUGGAUUAAAUAAUGAUUUGAAAAAGGACUCUGUUACAUUUAAAUUUCCACCAAAAAUCGAGCUUUUUUUAAAAUAUUUAAAUGAAAGAAAAAAAAAUGUUCAUAUAUAUUUUGUUCUUUUAGACGAUUUUAAUGAUAAUAAAAAUAAAACAUCACAAUAUAUUUUUUCAAAUUUUGUAACAGGAAUAAAAAAUAAAUUCAACAAUUUAAAUAAUAUACAUUUAAUGAAACAAAAUAAAAUAGAUUUAAAUAUGAUACAAAAAAAUAAUGUAUAUAAACAUAAAUUUUUAAUAGAUAAUGUAGAAAAAGAAAUAAUAAAAAUGAGUAGCUUUAAAAAUUUUUCUGAUUUUAAUCAAAAAUGUGUAUAUAAUAUAUAUGCUAUAGAAGAAGCAUAUAAUAAAACUUUAAGUCAUUUUGAUUCGAUCUAUUUUGAAUAUGAACAAAAUAUAAUUAAUGGAGGUGUUAUAAAAAAUUAUGGAUACUUGUCUAAUGAAUUAUUAAAAGGUGCAUUAUUUUUUUUCCAUAUUUUAACUUUUAAUCAAACAGGAAUUAAACUCAAAAAUGUGAUCAUGGAAAAGUUAGAAAAUAUAUUUGUAGCACUAAUACAUAAACAAAUAUUAAAACAACUAUUAAAUUUACAAGAUAUUUAUUUAAAUAAAGCUAAAAAUAUUAUACUAAAUAAUAAAUCUAUAGAAAAUGAAAAAGAUUUAAUUGAAAAUAAAAAAAAUAAUAAAAUAAAAUAUUUUAAAAAUAUGCUACUAAAAGAAUUUAAACAAGACAUCAAAAACUUAGUAUACCAAAAUGAAGAAACUAAUAAAAAUAGUGUAACAAAUAAUUUUGAUAAAUCUUUAAAUGAAUUUAUAAAACAAUUUGAAGAAAAAUUAGAGACUGUUAUGAAUAAUUACAACGAGUUAAAUAAAAGUCCAUUAAAAAAAUUAUUUGAAAAAAAAAAAAAUGAAACUAAUCAAAGUAAUGCAAAUAAAUUAAUAAAUUGGCUUAAUCCAUCUUUAAAUUUUAAUUUAACCUUAACAUCGUUAAUUAGAAAAAGUGGAUAUGGAAAUCUUCAAAGUUAUUUUAUUUAUGAUUUAGGGAUGUUGACAUUUGUUUUUGGUCUAGUAAAUGAUAGAGAUACAUAUGAUGUUCAGAAAAACCCUGGCAAAGUUCCAUUCUUCAAAUUUCAACCAAAAAUUAAUUUGAAACUAAAUUUUGACUAA